AUGCCUGGACUCGUCGAGAAGAAGCGCAAGCGCACCGAUGCCGCCGCCGUCGCAAAACCUACCAAGUCGAAGAAAGUAAAGGCCGCCAGCAACGACGGCGGCGACGACCCUCAAGCACAGAUGCUGCUACUAGAACAACAAAUCCUCGAGUCGCCCUCAAACUACCCGAAUAUCACCAGCCUGCUCAAGUUCUUCAAGUCAAAGGAUGCAACCCAAAAGGUCACGGCUGCAGUCGCCCUCUGCCGUACCUUCUGCCGCUUGAUGGCUGCCGAGAGGAUGGUCAGACAGAAGACCAUGGACGAGGAAGAGAUUGAACAGGUGGACUGGCUCAAGACACAGUACAAGGAGUAUGGGCGACAGCUGGGUCGUCUGUUGGCGAGCGAGGAGCUUCAGAGCACCGCCUUGACUCUGUUCAUGCGCCUGGUUAAGGAAGAGACUUCUCAGGAUGGUCGUCGCGCUGAGCAAGCUUGGAGAACUGGCAUCUUUGCAGACUUGGUCUUGGGUCUCGUGGCAUCGCCUGAUGCUGCUGGUGCGCGCGAGGAGUUCAUGGAGAAGUUUGUCGAGGAGCACGACGAUGUCCGCUACUUCACCUUCUAUGCUGUCGCAAACAUCCUGGCUCGCUCGCCCGAAGGCUACGAUCGCCAGACACUAGUAUCAAACGCUCUCUCACUACUUCUCCUGAUCGAGAAUGCUCCCGACUCGGACUCUCAACUCGAAGACUGGUAUGGACAGACUCCUGAAGGCCGCAAGCAUGCUCUCCUGUCUCUAUCCUCGCAUCGCAAGACAGCACAAGAAGCAUGGCUCGCCAUCUUCCGUUCGGCUCUCACCAAGGACGAGCGCAAGUCCAUUCUUCACCAUCUGACCAACCGUAUCGUACCCUGGUUCACCAAGCCUGAGUCGCUCAUGGAUUUCUUGACAGACAGCUACGAUGCUGGUGGUGCCACCUCUCUGCUCGCUCUCUCUGGUCUUUUCUACCUCAUUGCCGAGAAGAACCUCGACUAUCCUGCCUUCUACACAAAACUCUACUCUCUGCUCGACGACACAUUACUGCACUCGAAACACCGCAGUCGCUUCUUCCGCCUCCUCGACACCUUUAUGAGCUCCACCCAUUUGCCCUCAGCUCUGGUCGCUAGUUUCGUCAAGAGAUUGUCAAGACUAGCGCUGCACGCACCUCCUGCUGCCAUCGUCGUGGUCGUGCCUUGGGUCUACAACAUGCUGCUGCGUCACCGUACCUGCACAUUCAUGAUCCAUCGCGAGAUUCGCGGUGCAUCGCAACUCAAAAAGCUCGAGGCAGAGGGCAUGGACGACUCGUUCUCGAUGGACGAGAUGGACCCUAUGGAGACCGGUGCCAUUGACUCGUCGCUCUGGGAGCUAGAGACUCUGGCCUCGCACUACCACCCCAACGUCGCAACACUGGCAAGAAUCAUCCAGGAGCAGUUUACAAAGAAGAACUACAACAUGGAGGACUUCUUGGAUCACAACUACCAAGGCUUGAUCGAUGCCGAGUUGGGCAAGGAGAUGAAGAAGACGCCAGUCGUCGAGUUUGAGAUUCCAAAGAGAAUCAUCACGGCCGAGGAGGGUGGUCUCAACGAUCUGGGUGGUCUGCUACAAACUGCUGUUCAGGCACUGUAG
Molecule: messenger RNA, 1632 nt
Organism: Aureobasidium vineae
Lineage: Eukaryota; Fungi; Ascomycota; Dothideomycetes; Dothideales; Saccotheciaceae
Source: the annotation of a GenBank genome assembly